Molecule: messenger RNA, 5552 nt
Organism: Lymnaea stagnalis (great pond snail)
Lineage: Eukaryota; Metazoa; Mollusca; Gastropoda; Lymnaeidae
Source: the annotation of a GenBank genome assembly
AUGUUUUGCCAUACAGAGAAUUAUGCUUGCCACCCUCAAGAAUGGCCAUGUCCACAUAGUGGAAGGUGCAUACCUCUGCAGCAGGUAUGCGAUGGAACAAAGCAGUGUUCAUCAGGCGGAGAUGAAGGAGAAAACUGUGGUAUGUGUGUUAAAUAUAUUUAUUUUCUAUAAGUGCUAUGCCUAAGCAAUAACUGAAAUUUAUAAUAGGCACACACUCUUCCUGAGUUUACUGACCAUAGAGCCAUUAUAAACCCUUAAAACAUUCUGUUUAUUAACUCCUGAACACAAUAAUUGGGAGACACAAAAUGUCAAAAUUUUUAAAAAUAUAAAUGAAGUUACAAAUAAAUGUUUCAAAAAAUUGUGAAAGGACAAGAGUGGCACAAAAACAUCCCCUAGCCCUCUACUGAAGCAUAUGAGCUGCUAGAGAAUUUUUAUUUAAAUGUUGAAUUUAAAAUAAAACUUUGGUGAUUUAAGAGAGAGCGGCCCGAGUCUAUUUCCAUGGCUGCCAAUCUUGGUUGCCUCGACCCGUGAACACGUAAAAGCGCUCAAUCUGAAUCAGUUAAAACUUUUAUUUAACUAAAUUGUAUUUUUUCAAUCUAUUAUUUUACCUUUGAUAUUAGAUUACACAGAGAGUAUAUACUAAAUGAAGGCCAUUCUUAUGUUGAUAAUUUUAAAGUAAAUGUCACACAUUUGAAUUCUGGGAUAUUUAAAAUUAAAUUAAAAAUACCUACCCGGUACUAAAAUGUCAAAUCUGUUGCUCUGUGCUCAAUUUGACUUGUUGGCUUAAGUGAGUGAGUGAUUUCUUCAAUGCUUUACUGCAUUACAUUAGAGUGAAAAAGCUUAUUUAUGUUUGUUCCAUUCUGUUACGUACCAUUAUGGCUAUAAAGAUUAAAUGUGUGUAAAUAGUUGGCCCGUAACAGAAACAAUACGUAACAAAAGACUGAUCUAACAUCAUGGAAAGAAACACAAUACCAAAGCAAGUGAUACUAAAAUUUAAUUUAAUUAUAUAAAUAAAUUUCUAUACAAAGAAAAAUUCGAGUACAGAGGCAGACAGUGUAUUAACUUGCAGUAAGUGGAAAAAAAUGUACAAUUCUCAAAAUAGAUAUAUUAAUUUAUACACACAAUAAUCAAAUUUCUCGAAUGUCUAUCUGUAAGUCUUGCUAAGGCUGUCUCUGUAAUUCUAAACCUCAGAAAGUCUAUCUGCUAAGAAACCUAGCUGGCUUUAUAUAGGAAUUAAAUCCCGAAUGUUCUAGUAUUGAAAAUCUAGAAAUUGCAAUUGGCUUUCUUGAGAACCAAUAGAAGGCAUUCAAACGUAAACAAACUCUUUCCCCAGCCAGGACAGGGGCGGGGAGGGAAAACUAACAACAUGUUCACUCAGUGAUGUUAAUAUCAAGGUCCAGGCAGGUCUAAGUGGUGUUGGCUAAAAGUAACUCUGUGUAGUUCAAAAAUAUUGUGCUGUACUAGGCCAUACACAACACAUUGUCAUAAAUAAAUGCAGCUCUCAAAUGAAAUUUACCAUUUCAGCAAAUGCUUGCGCUGAUAAGUCAUGUGACCAUGCCUGUCAACCAACUCCUACCGGGGGAUGGUGUUACUGUUCACCGGGCUAUCAGAUUAACAAGGAGGACAACAGGACUUGUAUAGGUAACACAUCUGUAGGAAAUUGUUCAAUGUAUUUCUUACCCUGUGCCAGGGUACAAUAAUUUUUUUUUCUUUAAAAAGCUUUUUUUUCUUAUGAAACAUGCUAUCACACAGAGAAUUAAGCAAUGUUAACUGUUUACUCUACUUUAAAAAUUUCAUUAAAUUGAAGAAAAAUAAUAAUUUUUUGAAAUAAUAUGGAACAAACAAAUUGAUUGACAUCCAGAAAUAUAUCACAUCAGGAAAUAAUAAAUGGAACAAUUUUAUAAAAUCUCCCAGGGUAUUUUUGAAAAUUUCUUCAUAAUUCCUUUUCAGACUUUAAUGAGUGCUCAACAAGCGGAUUCUGUGAUCAACUCUGCGCUAACACCCUUGGCUCAUAUGCCUGCUCAUGUCACGAGGGCUACACGCCUGAUCAGAAUAAUAUUUGCAGAGCACAGGACAGUAAGUGGAAAUGUUUGUUUUUUUCUUAAAAUCUCUUAAAGAGUUUUUUUAAGAGUUUGUUGGUUUUUUAAAAUUGUUUUUUUGUGGCAAGUGGAGUUGGAGGUCAGGGGCCAAGACUAUAAUUUCUCUUGAGCUAAUGUACAGGUAUUUUGAAAUGAAAGAAAAAUUAAUUGUUUAGUCAGAAGUUUUUAACAUCUAUGAAUUUUAAAAAUUUACAUAUAAGUAAUUUAAUCAGCUACACAUUUUACUUUUUGAACCUUUAAAUUAAAAAAAAUAAUUUCAUUGACCAUUCUUAAUAUUUUAAAUAGAUCAUAAUUGAAGGGCUGCUUUCAAGCUUUGUGAAUGAAUAUUAGAACAAGGUCUGUUGAAGCUUGAAUCAAAAGAAAGGACAAUAAUAAAGUUCGUAUUUCUAUUUGUCCUAUUCACUGAAGAAGGCUCUAAGCCGAAACAUUCAUAUCUUAUUUUUUGGCCCGUCUUUUGAUUCAAAUUUCAACAUACCUGUCUUGUUUUACUAUUUCAUUUGUAUUUUAAGCCUAAUUAUUAGCAACAUGUAGAAAAUUUCGGCCUACAAAAAAAUCAGAAAGCUGAAAGUAUUUUUACGUUGAGCUGCUCUUGACUAAUCACCUAAUUGUUGAAUGGAAUGUUCAUAGUUAUGAUUUUAUUUUCAAAACGAAGGUGAUAGUGUACGCAUCCUGAUGACAAGCACAACAAAGAUCCUGACCAUGAACAGGGAUGGGGGUGAUGUAAAGGAAGUGGCUCAGGUGGAUGCAGUGGAUGUGGAGAUGGAUUCAAACGGGGACAUGAUUUACUAUAUCAACAACACGGACAACCAGGUAUGCAAGAUUUUGGAUGGAAUAGAUAAAUCCAGGAACAAGCGCAGGCUUUGAAGUUUAUUAUAAGAUAAGGGCGAUACUACUUUCCUCCUCCAGUAUACCCAUCCCCUCCACUAAAAGAAUUAAUGCAUUUAAAAACUAAUGCAGCAGAUAUUAGUUUAAUUCCCCACCCUCCUUUUUUUAGGGGGGGUGGGGGGAUGAUGUGGGGUUGGAGGGACUUUCAACUUGCUGGGGGGGAGGCUCUUAUUAAGGUUAAGUAAGACCUUGAGAAUUCCAUUUGCUAGAUUAACUUGUAUGUCUCCGACAAUCAAUUAAUUAAUUAUUGAACUCUUUUGAUUGCUAUAGUUAUUUUGUUUACAUUUUAAAAAAAUCUUUUGACAGUCUUAAGUUGAAACAAUUAUGUGUACAUGCAACUUUGAAUGUUUUAAAUUUUAUGAAAUUAAAUCAAAACAAAAAGAAGAAAUACUAAACUAUACUCAGUUUUUACUUUCUUGGUUCCAUUUAUUUUGUCACAACUUGUCUUUAAAAUUUUAUCAAUGAAUUGAUUUGAUCAAAGUUUUUCUGUUUUUUAACAUUCCUGUUCAGAUCUAUACUAUUCCAGCCAAUGGCUACACAAUUCCAUUGCGCCUUCCUGUACAAGGUCUGGCCAUUCCUGUUGACAUAGCUUUGGACUGGUUGACCAACAGCUUGUACAUUGUUGAUCGUGACACUGCGCGGAUCGAACUGUUCAACAUACCCACAGGGUACCAGCACAACAUUGUCUCCGACAACUUACAGACCCCAGUUGCUGUUGCUGUUGACCCAAAUAUAGGGUGAGAUUUUGUUGAAAGGGAAUUUUGCAUACAAAUUUUUUUUUUAAAUGAGAUUGUGAAGUGCCUUAAGGAUAUCAUUUAUUGUGCCAUCUUUACCAUUUAAACAUUCUUUUUUUUUUAUCUGUUGAUUUUGUGGAUAACUGACAGUGUACAAGAUAGGUUUUGAUUCUCUGAUUAGGCCCAGUGCAAGAAUCUAUGUAUAUAAUUUACCAGCAAAAGUCAAACAACAACACGGGUCAAACACCACGCAGGCUAUAUAUAGAUACGCCAGAGUUUGGCUCAAUAAUGAGUUCACUAGCGCGCAAAAUAUAAUUCCUGAUAACUACGCUAAAUGAUACAUAUAUAUUUUUAAUAACGCAAUUGAGUUUGGUGCGUAAUAUUUUUUUUUCGGAAAUGAAAUCGUCUCAAUUUAAGUAUUGUGUAAAAAAUAUUGGAUUUAAAAGUGGUUGGGGACAUGAGAAUAUUAAUAUAGUUCAUGGGAGUGAAAUAAAAAGUGUGCAGUGACGUAUCAUGAAAGGGGUGGUGGGGGAGGGGUGUAGCAAAAUUGGCAUUCUUAAAUGUGCGUAACUGAGUUCACGUUUUUGUCAAGUAACUUUAGUAGAUGGGAAGUUCAGGCAUUGCUACCGCCAAUGUUUUGCGGGCUGUAACUAGUGAUAUAAUAUCAAUAUAAAAAAAAAGGUAAUCAUUUAUGCAACCAAAUUACUGAGAUCUGCUCAGUAGUUUAAUGGAAUCAAAGAAGAUAUAAAGAAAAUAUUUGGCCCUCGUGGCCGUGAUGAGGGACAUGAACAAGAUAUGAAAUGGCUCAAUGAAGGGUGACGGGAAGCUUUUGGCCAAAGGCCACUGCUCUUACCAAAUAGCCAACACUGUUUAAUUAUAUAUUUUCAUAUCUUAAUAAUUUUUUUUAUUACACCACAGCACUGUAAUGUGCGAUAAACCUGCAUCUUCAUACACACAAUAGCUAAUUAUAUAACACAGUAAAUUGGUGCAGUGUAUUUGUAUUGCGGUGGAAUCAUUAAAUAUAGGAAAAGGUACAGCCUCUGAUUAGAAUUUCAAAUAUUCUUUCUUUCCGAUGUGGGUUUGGUUGUACCUCUGUUUGUACAGUUUGUCUCAAACAAACAUUAAUAAGAAGUAUAAGUCACUUACCUCAGGGAUCACAUUUGGUAUUGAUAAAAUUUAUGUAAACAUUUAAUGGCAUCGUCCAUCGCAAUGUGUAGACUUUGUUGGACGAAAUCACAAGGCUUGGGAUUUUUUUAAGGAGUAUAACCUGGUUCCCUAGACAUCCAAGUCUCCAUGCACCUGGAUAACCCAAGGGAAUACCAUAAAUGGAUGAUACAGCUUGGCACCAGUGCUGUUGCAUGAGUUGUAGAAAUUUUUAAUUGGGACUCAUCUACAGGUUUUAAUUCAAAGUUUUUUUGCCUUAGAUGAGCUUCCAUCCCAAGAAUAACAGGUCCCAUCCACCCGGGAUGCUGGUGAUGUUUAUGCUUGACUUGGGAUUGACUCAGUUUAGACCAUACGGCCAUCCAGCACCCAUGCAAAAAUUUAAGAAAGUUGAAUAUAUGUAGGAUUUAUGAAAAUGCAUAGGAAAGUUGACGAAAUGUAGAAUUUUAUUUUCAGAUAUCUGUUUUUUGCUGAUCGGGGCUUGAAAGGUCCCAUGAUGAAACCAAGAAUUGAGAGGUUGUUCAUGGACGGCAGUCACAGAUGGGACCUUGGACUCAAUAAAAUCCUUCACCCGCAAGGACUUGCAUUGGACCUCGUCAACAGACGUGUGUACUGGGUCGACUCUCACCUUGACCACCUGGAGAGCGUGGAUUACAAUGGUCAAAACAGGUAA